Messenger RNA from Clonostachys solani, 2451 nucleotides. The record is from the annotation of a GenBank genome assembly. NCBI's taxonomy places the organism in Eukaryota, Fungi, Ascomycota, Sordariomycetes, Hypocreales, Bionectriaceae.
AUGUAUGGUUCGACGAAUAUGAGCGCAGCAAAAGAUUUCAAGGUUGUUAUUGCAGGCGGAGGCAUCGCGGGGCUUGCCCUGGCCCUCAUGCUCGAGCAGUUCGAUCUAGACUACGUCGUCCUCGAGGGCCACAGGGAGAUUUCGCCAGCGGUUGGCGCCAGCAUUGGCAUGUUUCCCAACGGAAUACGCAUCUUGGACCAACUUGGAUGUGUGGAGCAGAUCGAGGAGGUGUUUGCAGGCAUCAUUCCCUACAAGAAGACCUAUACUCGAGACGAGAAGGGCCAAGUCUUGUCCACGAUGGAUGACUUUUUCGAGCGGUUGAGAGUUAGAUUCGGAUAUGGGCUGUAUUUCUUUGACCGUCAGAAGAUAUUAGAGAUCUUUUACGACAAGCUCGAGCACAAAGAGCGCGUUUUGACGCAGAAGAAGGUCACCAAUGUCAACCUGGUUAAGGGGGGUGUCGAAGCCAUUUGUGCCGAUGGCUCCGUCUUCACGGGAACUUUCAUCGUGGGUGCAGAUGGCAUUCACAGUGCCGUGCGAGAAUCAAUGACUGAGCUUGGCCACAAGCUUCAGCCGGGUUACUUUGACCCCAGCGAAAAGGACAGGGUACCGUGCUACUAUAGGUGCAGCUUUGGCAUCGCUCAGCAUGUCCCGAACUGGGUUCCCAGUGAGCAGCACCUAGUUUUUGGCACUGGAUGUUCUCAGCUGGUCGUAUCGGGUCCCGACGACAAGGUAUAUUGGUUUCUGUUCGAGCAGCUGCCAGAAAUCAAAUACGGCAAGGAUAUCCCUAAGUAUACCAAGGAGGAGGAAGCGGAGUUUGUGAAGCAAAACAAAGAUGUUCCCAUCACAACUGAGAUUACAUUCGGAGAUGUCUACAAGGCUCGGAUCUCGUCCACAUUGACUGCACUCCAUGAGGUAGUGUACGAGAAGUGGUUUUUCAAUAGAAUCAUCACAUUAGGCGACUCUUGUCAUAAGCCGAACCCAAUUGGUGGGCAGGGAGGCAAUGGGGCUCUUGAGUCUUGUGCGGUUCUCGUCAACAACCUCCUCCGACUGAAACAUGGGCGAGGAGGCAGCCUGUCAAGCCUUACAGAUGCAGAGAUUGAGGGAAUUUUUCAAGAAACGCAAUCCACUAGACACAAACGCGCCAAAGACAUUGUCUACCAAGCACACGUCAGGCAGUCAUUCUUUGCCAAAGAGAACCCGCUUCUCACCGAUUUUAUCAACAACUUUGUGUCGCCUCUGGCCGGCUCUGACGCGGUUCUUGCCAUGUUGACUGAUGUCUUCCAACCCGGUGCGAGAAUAGAUAAGCUUCCUAUACCUCACAGACCACGGCUGGUUCCAUAUGAGGACGAGCUCCCCGCGAAAAUCAUUGACGACUCGGUCCACAAACUGGUGCGCGGAGCGGUUGUGGGUGGCAUGGGAGCCACGCUGUUCCUCGCGGCUAAAUCAAUGCGUCUCCCAUUCAAUCAAGUUGCCGAGUGGAGUGCACAAAACAUGAGCCUCAAGUGGUUUGGCAACAACGCUGCUUCGAGAUUUUUCGAGCUGGUAACCUCUGUCCUGGCAGUGCCGCUUCAGGAUCCUUCAACUAGGAUACAUAUUACUCAUUUCCUCCCACAGCUGAUCUCACCUAUCCUCAUAUAUACCAUCGAGGGGUAUCGAAAGGGACAGCGGGCCAGCCCCCUAGCCCUACCCUCGCUUUUCAAUGCGGGAAUGCAGGUCCAAGGGAUUGCGCGAGUAGCCCCUUUUCACACCAUUUUGAGCGCAUUCUUCUGGAGCGAAGGACCUGUCGAACGCACUAUUCCGCCCGAGGUGGCACAGUCACUCGUUCCUGCGGUAACCCUCGGUUUUGUCAUUCCAACAGUUAUGGCGCUCCUGCCGACGCCGAACCAGACAGCCGGAAAUCAUUGGCUUGGACUGUGGCAAUUUGCGCCACCGCUUGUCAAUGUCUUCACAUAUCUGAUCUCAAAAGGCCUGAAGAAAUGGAAUGAGACUCGUGAUAGGGCCGAGAAGAGGGACGAGUUGGACGCCGACCCAGCUCAAGAUCUCACCACACUGAAAUCGGUCUACACGUACGCAUUCGCUGUCCAAGCGACCGCCCAAAUCGCCACUCUCGCAUACGGCUCGACCUACCCGGGGUUGAGUCUGGCAAAAGCGUUCUUCAAUCUUCCUAACCCUUUCUCUGCCGAUUGGAAACUUCCGAGCUUGAGUGCUGAGUUGGCGACCUUUUUUAGGUAUGACAUGGUGCUGGGAGUUACGGGAUAUAUGGGCAGCAACUUGCUCUCAAUUUGGAACCUACGUCGCCAAGGAUUCAUCAAGACGCACGAGGCCGUCAAAGCAGCGCUUUCCGUGGUAGUAGGGCAAUUUCUUGUCGGUCCUGGAGCAACGUGGGCUGGCUUGUGGUACUGGCGGGAGGACAAGAUUGCUGGAAUCGCCAAGGCAAGCGGUGUCAGCUAG